Talaromyces marneffei is the source of this 1206-nucleotide messenger RNA. RefSeq lists its product as uncharacterized. Gene Ontology annotation, biological process: fungal-type cell wall polysaccharide metabolic process. The coding region runs from base 1 to 1206 and encodes 401 amino acids. The record is from RefSeq and is a predicted model, not a curated record. NCBI's taxonomy places the organism in Eukaryota, Fungi, Ascomycota, Eurotiomycetes, Eurotiales, Trichocomaceae. The transcript has a single exon. Gene Ontology annotation, cellular component: fungal-type cell wall.
AUGGCCUCCUUUCUCAAGUUCGCGGCUGCUGCUGGUCUCUUGAUCGCCUCCGCAGGUGCUGCUCCAUUCAGCCCGGUGCGCUCUACAACCUUGCAGAAAAGAUCCAGUAGCAAGGCCGGUGCCGCUUACAACGAUAUUUCUCUCGUCUCGGCCCUGUGCGGCGAAUCUAGCGGUAUCUCGUGGGCUUAUAACUGGGGCAGUUCAAGCGAUGGCAACUUGCCUUCUGGUGUCGAGUACGUGCCCAUGCUCUGGGGUACCGGCAGCCUUUAUGUCGACGGAUGGACCUCUAAGGUUGAGGCUGCCAUUGCAGGUGGCAGCACCUACAUCAUGGGAUUCAACGAGCCAGAUUUGCCCUCUCAGGCCGACCUGAGCGUCUCCGAUGCCGCUGCACACUAUAAGCAGUAUCUCACCCCCUACGUUGGUCGAGCGAAGCUAGUCAGCCCUGCUGUCACUUCCUCUUCCAGCGCCGGUCAAGGUCUCAGCUGGUUUGAGUCUUUCAUCAGCGAAUGCUCUGACUGCGGCGUGUCAGUUCUUGCUGUCCACUGGUAUGGCAACUCCGUGUCUGAGCUCCAGUCUUUCAUCACCCAAGCGAUCAGCACCGCCUCCAACCAUGGUAUCUCCGAGGUCUGGCUUACCGAAUGGGCCCUGAGCUCCGACGCGGGUGGCAUCUCAGAUCUAUCUACUGCUGCUGCCUUUAUCCAGGAAGCUGGCGCAUGGCUCGAUGAGCAAUCUGCGCUUACACGCUAUUCCUACUUCUAUGUCGCCAAUGGCUAUUUGCUCUCGAAUGGCGUGGUAAACUCUGUUGGCGCGGCUUACGCAUCUGCGGCUUCAUCUUCAACUACCUCUUCGUCCUCAUCCUCUUCAUCCUCCUCGUCAUCUUCAUCUUCAUCUUCAUCCUCAUCCUCAUCCUCAUCGUCGAGCACAACAUCUACUACAUCCACAUCGACCUCUAUCUACGUGGCUCCCCCCACGGCUACUGCAGCUGUCGCCUCUCCAAUAAUCGAUACCAACAACAAUGUCGCCUCGGAGACGCCCACAGAUGCAUACGCUGCUGCGACUACGGCUGCACCUACAGCUGCACCUACGGCUGCGACUACGGCUGUGCCGACCCCUACAACGCUAACAACAACAACCGUCACUAUCAAACAGACCGUGACGGUGACUACAGGUUGCGUGCCUACCCCGCCACCCUGUCCAGAACCCUAG